Molecule: messenger RNA, 894 nt
Organism: Danaus chrysippus (African queen)
Lineage: Eukaryota; Metazoa; Arthropoda; Insecta; Lepidoptera; Nymphalidae
Source: the annotation of a GenBank genome assembly
AUGAUGCAACGAAGAGUACCGCCACAGAGGACUGCCAUAUGUUACCGAUGUGGACAACCGGGGCACAUAGUGCCUACGUGUUCAACUAAAUCUGGGAAAACUGUUGAACAACCAGAUCCGACCGAACGGCGGGUAGAUAUCUGCACCGUCAGUCCUGCUUCAGGAGACCAUUAUAAUCUGGUUGCAGUAACAUUUAUCAUCUCUAUGACAAUACAAGGAACAUCUUCUGAGGAAAAAUGUCUGAAUCCUAUAGACCCAGUAUGUCACAAACAGGCAUUAUUUUUGAGAAGCUCGAAUGAUCCACGUCCUAGAGAGAUAGAAUUUAAACAAGUUUUACGUUCUAAAGGAGGGAAACGUAGCAGACGAAAAAAGGCCAAAAGAAAUAAGGAGAAUGAAGAAUAUGUUAAAAUACACGAAGGUUUUAAGGACAAGACGUUCAUACCUUUUAUCAUAUUAAAUACUGACGCUCAGAUUUUAAACGACAUUCUUAACCAGGAAAUAGAGAAUGAGAAUCAACCAGGGAAGCGAAGGCAACGACGACGACAGCGACCACUUGUGGCAAUAAUGAUCAUCCCUACGUCAAUGCAAUCAACAUUUUCAAAGGAAAUAUGUCAGUAUCCUAAAGACCCCGCGUGCCGCAAUCGUCAAGCCUUGUUUUUGAGAGUUUUAGAUGAACCAUUCAAAGAAGAUACGGAAUAUAUACAAGCUUUACGUUCCUCAAGAAACCGUCACGGAAGACAGAGAAAAAGAAAUUCUAGAGAUGACAUCGAUUUGAAUGAGAACAGGCCUCAUAAGAAGAAAAGGCUGUUCAUGCCCUUACUAAUUAUACAGAUGAUGACAUCUGGAAUGGAUCUAGUUAGCUCUAUUGUCGACAAAGUAAAUACUUACGGCUAA